CGGAAGGAUGCUACAGGACGGAGGACGCUGUGGAAACUGGAUUAUUUGACGUCGUUCGUUCAGGUCUUUCUGUAGUUGCCAUGUUUCCUUCCUGUUACUCCAAACCGGCGGAGAGCGGUGGCAAACGAAGCUCGGUGGCGAAGCUGGUGCUGGGAGUGUUUGUGGUGUACCUGCUGCACAGCGCCUGGAUGCUGUACACCUUCCUCACCACCAGACCCUGCGACGGAGGAAGAGGGGAGCUCUGCAUCACCUCCUACCUGACAGCUGCGUCCAGACUGCAGGUGAGUGUGUUUACCUGCCUCGUCCCAGACAACAGUCAGCUCCACCUGGCUCUAACAGUGGACCCCUUCGACCCUUACUCCACAUUUGAGAGACAGGUGAACGUCUCCCUGCCUGACGAGACUCGGGCUAACGGCACUUUGUAUGCAGUCGUUUAUGUUCACAAAGCUGGAGUCUCACCCCUGGAGGACAGAAGAGAAGUCCACUACGCUGCUCAUCUCACCACGUACAUCACUCCUCCUCCUGCAGAAGGCCUGGAGAAGAAACAGAGUCCUGUAUCACACUGGAGACCGCACCUGUCAAUCACUAUGAUGUCAGAGGACUUUAGCUUCAGUAAGGCGGGGCUUCCCAGUGACGUGAGGCGCUACAUAAGAGUCUCUCAGGACGGCCGGCAGAUGAUGUACCUCCCUCUGCUGCUGGUCAACGAGCUCAGCUUCAGAGUCAGAGACCUCGUGGAGAUCAGCAGCAGCACCCUGCAGCUGCCUCUCACCGUGUCCUACGAAGGAAUCUCUCUGAGGAGGUUCAGGUUCUGGAUCCAUCUGCACGACAUCGUUUAUUCUUUGAGACAGUUUGGGUUCACUGAGGAGAACAUUGAUGAAAUUAAAGAAACCUUGAUGGGAUCCAACCUCUACCUGUUAGUGCUCACUGCACUCAUCACAGCUCUACAGCUAAUCUGUGAAUUUCUGGCUCUUAAAAACGACAUCAGCUUUUGGAGGAAAAAGAAGAGCAUCGCAGGAAUGUCAAGAACAUUAGUUCUGUGGCGUUGCCUCGGCACUUUGCUGAUCUUCCUCCAUCUGCUGGAGGAGACCAGUCUGCUGGUUCUCCUUCCUGUUGGACUGGGAGCAUGUGUGGAGGUGUGGAAGGUGUUCAAGGUGUUUAAAGUCCAGUUCAGUAGGAAGUUAUAUGUAAAUAAGCUGGAUGAAGAGGAGAGAAAGACAGUAGAGUUUGAUGCACAGGCAUCCAGAUUUCUGUCCUACUUGGUGUAUCCUCUGUGUCUCAGCGGAGCCGUUUUCUCCUUGGGAUACUUGCGCCAAAAAAAUUAUUAUUCCUGGUUGAUCAGUACUCUGGUUACUGGAGUGUAUUCGUUCGGUUUUCUGUCCAUGACUCCUCAGAUCUUCAUCAACCACAAGCUGAAGUCUGUGGGCCACCUGCAGGGGUCAGUGUUGAUGUACAGAGGAGUGAACACGCUGAUCACAGACCUGUGCUUCUGCACCUCCUCCUUUGGCUCCGUUCUACCCUUCUCCUCCUCUCAUCAGCUCUCCUGCUUCAGAGACGAGCUCCUCUUCUUGCUCUUCCUCUAUCAGAGAAGGCUCUAUCCUCCUGCACCUAAAAGACGAGAGCCUGUCACCAGGAAAGUGAAAACUCAGUGAGGAGACAAAGACCACCUCUGUGAUCUGCAGGAAUCAGGAGAAGGGGGUCUCUGCAGUCACGAAGUGGGAGGUUCUUGGCGUGUGGGCGGAGUUUGGAAAAUACAUGAUUAGUCUGUUUGACUUUUGUGGGAGAAGUUUCUUAAUGUGAUUGAUCAGGUUGAGUAUUUGGGGUGGGGUUUGAAGAAGCUGUAAUGAUCCGGCUGGAUGGACGCCGGGCAGCUGGGGGACGUGUAACAAUUCGGCUCGGUUGAAACGGUCAGAAAGCUCCACCGCCUAUAGUUUUAAAUCUGAACAUUAAUUUUAGUCAUAACUCGAGCCAGGAAGGUGCUAGCCCCACAAAUUUUGAAGUCAAUACAUUAUACAUGUUCACAAUAAUUUUACUAUUGCUGGGUUUCAGUCACAUGACCCGGAUGAUGCAUGAAUGUCAGAUGAUGGGCAGGAAGUGAUUUGCUCCGAUUUAAAACACRGCAAAACGGAUCACACUGAGUACGCUAAUGCCCUAAAUGGGUUUGCGCAGACAAGAUAUUGUGAAAAACUACGCGUACAUUUAGGAUAGGAUCCAUAUUGUCUUGAUAAAAAAAAGACUUGUUAUAUAAUCUGGAGGAUUUAGCCGGCGUCGAGGCGAUUGACAUAAACGACUAUCUGGUGCUGCAGACCUGGUAUUAAAUAACGAGCCAAAUGAAAGCUUUCAUAAGCCUUGAAGUUACUGUUAUUUAGUUUCAGGUUAGGUCAACCAUAUAGGAUGAAAAGAAGCUUUGACUGGCUGUCCACUUGUUUUGGCCCAGGGGAGUAGUGACUUGUUCUAUUUGAAGUAAUGAUAACAACGCUAACGCUAAAAACGAGCCAACCCCUGCUAUUUCUAUGUGCUUGGAUCARCUUGUAACUAAUUUAUUUAGCUUCCCUAAACCCAAAUUCAAGUAACUAUCCAGGAAAAUAGAUGAAAAUAGGAUUUGAACAAUACGAUGGUUACUUAUUAGAAAGUGAUCGCUGCAAAAUUGUUAGAUUCUGCACCUCCUGCUUUUAGCCGUAGAUUGUUGAUCCACUUCUGYCGUCUUCUUUCUGUAAGUUUUUCUUUUAAAUUAACUCUCAUGUGACACGCUACUUUCAGAACACAAAAAAAAAACUUACAUAUUUCUCACAAUUUGAGCGGUUGCAACAACCAUACACGGCACAAAAUUUAGGCAUUUUAACGUUGAAUCAACAGAAGGAAACACGACUGCGUUUACUUCCUGCCCCUCCAUCUGCAUUUCAUGACUUUGAUACUAUGUCAUCUGCAACCCAGCAAUUACCAUUACGUCAUCUUUUAACCUGCCAGUCUGACUGGUCAGUCACGGUUUUGUUAAACUCCGCCCACGCAGCCAGGAAACACCCCCCCCCGCAUGUGCUGCAGAGAGCCCCGCUUGGAAAUCGGAGGAAACGAGCCAACGGGACACCUGACCGAUCUGAGAGCAGCUCCUCUGUGUCGACGCUGCUGCUUCUGGUUUGAAGAGAACUCAGUCAUCUGCAAACGAUUCAUUUACCACAGUUUUAGCAUCAGUGUCAUGUUGUUUAUGAACGCUUCCUGUCAGUUUAGUGCACCUUGAUAAGUAUUCAUUAAAACAGUGGUUCCCUAUGGAGGACCAAACCUAUCAUUAUUGGAAAUAAAUGUAUAAAUAUAUA
Molecule: messenger RNA, 3308 nt
Organism: Austrofundulus limnaeus
Lineage: Eukaryota; Metazoa; Chordata; Actinopteri; Cyprinodontiformes; Rivulidae
Product: cleft lip and palate transmembrane protein 1-like protein
Exons: 17
Coding region: 81-1649 (522 amino acids)
Cellular component (GO): membrane; endomembrane system
Source: RefSeq, a predicted model, not a curated record